AUUUUAUAGUGUGAUUUAUCAUUUACACUUUGUAGUAAUCUGCAUUACGAAUUGCAAAAUACGAGACAAGGAAACAACACGUGUGUUUGGCUUUAAAAUUUUGACCAAACGUUUGGUAUACAGACAAAUUUCAUAUCAAAAAUAUUUUGACGGGUUUUCCUAACCUCACAAGUCCGGCAUUAUUUUAUUGUAGUUAAUUACGUAUUUAUUAAAUAUCAGUAGUAUUAUGUCUGAAGCUUUCAAAAACUCGUAUUUUUACAGUUUACCCUAUGAAGUUCUCACUUAUAUUUUAAGCAAAAUUAAUACUGUAACAUUGUUAAAUUUUUGUGAGAUUUAUGAGUGUGAUUACUUUUUGGAAGACAGGGACGUUGUCAGGUCUAUCGACUUGUAUAAAGCUUAUACUUUACCGGACUUGGUCGAACUAUCUAAAAAAAUCGUCUUUGAGAAUGUGACGUCACUAAAUGUCAAUUGUUUGUAUUGGGUGUCUGCGACAAAAUUGCGCCGAUUUGUUGCCAAGCUUGUCAAUUUGGAGACUUUGUACGCUAUGCAGACUAAUCUAAGCCUCACGUCUACCGAUACUGAAGUUUUUAGCAAAUCAAAGAUUAAAAAAUUGGCUGUUUCUGUGAACCGAAACGAUGCACUUGGAACUCACAAAAUCGCAACUAUCGAGACCCUAUAUCUCAGUGUUAUCAAAGUAACGACUUUGAUAAGUCCACUGGUGUUAGAUAUGAUUUUCCCCGGGCUUAAAAAUUUCUGGAUUGAUGUCGAGGAGCCCUGUGGCCGCGAAAUAAUCCUCCACUGUCUCAACGCUGGCAAUAAAAAUAAGAUUUUUUGUCAAGUAAAGGCCCCAACUCCGUCCAUUAACUUUGACCAUUAUUGGUUAUCGACUUAUUAUAAUAAUAGGAGAGCGAGUCAACCUUAUGUCAUGUGCUGUGAAAAAUUCACUGCGAAACAACUCCGGUCGAAGAGUAUUUUUGAAAUUGAGCGAAGUUCGGAGGAAAGUUGGCGGAUUCUAGAUGAAUUACACUGUUCAAAGCCUUACGGGCCUGAAGAUGCACGUCGAUUAUUUUUGAAUGAAAGCAACGUCGAUACGAUGUUUUUUGAAGAACUUAAUUUCUACCACAAUGGCCCCAUUUGCAACGAUAGGUGCAGAAAUGCAGUGUCACAAAUCUUAAAGUCUUCCUGUAGCUCCAAGCUUAAGAAAUUGUGCGUCAUGAUGUGUUUAUUUGAAAAUAAAGAUGCCCAAGAGGCGGUCAAAAUUGAAGACUCUAAUAGACUCACACGGAAGAGAAUUGGGAUAAUGAAUAAAGGUGUAAAUCACCCAAUGGAAGAUGUUUUUAAAAAUUUUCAAGGAUUGCAACACUUGGAAGUUUUCGCGUGUAAUCAAACAUCCCAUUAUAGUGCCAUACAAGCAUAUCCCCUAAUUACAAUUUUUGAAAAUUUAGAGUGUCUAAAAGUCGAAAUUCCGGUUACUCUGGAUGGCAGUUUUCUAAUAGAUGUUUUACAAAACUGUAAACACUUGAAACGCCUCUUAAUCACAUCAUUGUCGCAACACGAAAAAUUAAAUAUGAAUCUGGCCUUAGCUAUUCCACACGCGACAUCUUUAAGAGAUUUCAGAUUUCAGAAUCACAGAAUUCCGUUAGACAAACUCCUCCAACGUCUGUCUCUCAUUAACACACAAAAACUGGAACGAAUUGUUUUAAUUUGUGAUGAGAUUGAUAAAAUCACUCUACCCUCUUUACAGGAAUUCCUCGACACUCACCCUCAAUUAAUAUUUUUGUAUUUCUUGAUCCGGGGAAGUACAGAAGCGGUGAUUCGAACGGCCCAGCAACUGUUAAAUCAUUACAAGAAGAAACACCCUUCGAAAUUUUUUCUUGUUAAGAGAAUUGAUGUUUUCAAUAAAAUUGGUUUCCCGAUACCUAAUGUUCAUUUCUGUGAAAUGGUGAAAAACGACAACCAUGUUGCCAGUUUGAAUGCCUUAGAUAGUUUUGUAACGUUUUGAUUUGUUUUGUUAAUUGUAAUAAAAGUUGUUACAG
Tribolium madens (black flour beetle) is the source of this 2036-nucleotide messenger RNA. RefSeq lists its product as uncharacterized. The record is from RefSeq and is a predicted model, not a curated record. Bases 227 to 2002 code for a protein of 591 amino acids. Lineage: Eukaryota; Metazoa; Arthropoda; Insecta; Coleoptera; Tenebrionidae. The transcript is spliced from 9 exons.